Molecule: messenger RNA, 276 nt
Organism: Torulaspora delbrueckii
Lineage: Eukaryota; Fungi; Ascomycota; Saccharomycetes; Saccharomycetales; Saccharomycetaceae
Gene: PCC1
Product: chromatin DNA-binding EKC/KEOPS complex subunit PCC1
Exons: 2
Coding region: 1-276 (91 amino acids)
Cellular component (GO): EKC/KEOPS complex
Source: RefSeq, a predicted model, not a curated record
AUGAGCCUCAACCAUUCAUUAAAGCUUGAGAUUCCAUUUCAAACCGCAGCGCAGGCGAAUAUCGCUAAACAAGUGCUACUACCUGAUCCCAUACUGAAACCACAAGACUUCCAAGUAGAUUACACAACUACUGAUAAUGUUCUCGUUGUCGGUUUCCAAAGUAUAGACGAUCGAGUGCUGCGAGUCGGCGUAAGCAGCGUCAUAGACAGCAUAAAGACUAUAGUAGAGACCAUCGAUGAACUGGGGCCAGAAACGAAAGAGCUGCAGAGCUUAUAG